Miscanthus lutarioriparius is the source of this 1056-nucleotide messenger RNA. Lineage: Eukaryota; Viridiplantae; Streptophyta; Magnoliopsida; Poales; Poaceae. The record is from the annotation of a GenBank genome assembly.
AUGAAGCACGAUCAAGAUGAAGAUACCUGUUUCCAGGAAGCUGAUCAGUACAAGGAUGCUGAGCUUGAGGUCUCCAAUCUGCUGGGCAAGGACACCCCAAUGCUUCCUUGCUUGCUCCCCUCGCCCUCAGAAGCCAUUGGUACCGAUGGAAGCAGCACAACCUGCGGUGCGGGUGGCAGUGUUUCCAAUUCCAUCGCGCCAUCGACAACCACCAACACUUUCGCCGCGCCCUCGAUGUUCCAGCAGACGAGCGCAAGCAAUUCAGGCACCUUCGCUCCGCCUCCGGCGCCACACAUGUCCGCGACAGCGCUCCUGCAGAAGGCAACAGAGGCUGGAGCGACGCAAUCGAGUUCAUCGUUCUUGAAGGAGCUUGGGCUUCCCUCUUCCUCUUCGUCAUCGCCUCCAUCAAAGCAGCAACCCCAAGGAAGGAUCGCUGAUAUCAGCGCGGAACCAUGGCAGUACCGGAGGAAUCAGCAAAUGGAGAUGGAGCGCCACCAGAGUCAUCAGCGGAGGGAGAUGGAGUCCAGUUCACAACCAUGGCACCCCCGUAGUACUCAGCAAAUGGAGAUGGAGCGCCACCACCUGAGUCAUCAACAAAGGGAGAUGGAGUCCAGUUCGCAACAAUGGCACCACCACCGGAACGACCAGCAGAUGAUGGGGUUGGAGAGCUACCGGAGUAAUCAGCAAAUGCAGAUGGAGAUGGAGUCCAGUUCGCAACGAUGGCUGCACCACAGGGGCUAUCAGCAGCAAAUGGAGAUGGAUUCCAGUUUGCAACGGUGGCCGCACCACAGGAGCAACCAGCAGCAAAUGGAGAUGAUGGAGCGGCACCACCGGAGUAACCAGCAGCAAAUGGAGAGGGAGUCCAGCCAGAUGCUAUCUGGCUGUCUCGGCCUUGGCCUUGCAUACGAAAGUGGAAACUCAGGCUUGCCGGACCUGAUGAUGGGACCAUCACCACUGUUCGGUCCUAAGCCUGCUGCAACGCUGGACUUCCUUGGGCUUGCAUCGGAGGGACCAUGGGCGGCUCCACGGUUGCCAACCGUGGCCUCCCGGCAUUGA